AUGACCUCCUGGAGCUUGUUGCCAUUUGCCCUGGUGCUUCUCUGUUCCAGCUCCCUCUGCUCCCUGGUCUGUGACCUGACUCAGGGUCUCCAGGAAGACUUCUCACUUCUGAACCAAAUGAGCACAUUUUCCCUGGUGCCAUGUCUGAAGGACAGGACCAACUUCAACUUCCCAAAGGAAGCCAUGGAAAGCAGUCAGUUCCAGAGGGAAGAUGCCACGGUUAUUGUACAUGAGAUGCUCCAACAGAUCUUCACCCUCUUCAGUCAGAAUGCUGCUCCUGCUGCCUGGAAUCAGACCCAGCUAAUGCAACUGCUCAUUGGACUGGAUCAGCAAAUGGAACAGCUGGAGAGGUGUCUUGCACAGGAUGUGGAGUGGCAAGAUCCUUCCUUGGGAAGUGAAAACCUCAAGCUGGCCCUGAAGAACUACUUCCAAGGGAUAAGCCAGUACCUGCAAGGCAAAGAGUACAGCCACUGUGCCUGGGAGGUCACCCGAGUAGAAAUCAGGAGAUGCUUUCUGUUCAUGGGCAAACUUUCAAAAAAGUUCAAAAACUAA
Molecule: messenger RNA, 552 nt
Organism: Trichosurus vulpecula (common brushtail)
Lineage: Eukaryota; Metazoa; Chordata; Mammalia; Diprotodontia; Phalangeridae
Product: interferon alpha-2-like
Exons: 1
Coding region: 1-552 (183 amino acids)
Biological process (GO): cytokine-mediated signaling pathway; defense response; B cell differentiation
Cellular component (GO): extracellular region
Molecular function (GO): type I interferon receptor binding; cytokine activity
Source: RefSeq, a predicted model, not a curated record